This is a messenger RNA of Echinops telfairi (small Madagascar hedgehog), 2967 nucleotides long. RefSeq names its product zinc finger protein 433-like. The transcript is spliced from 4 exons. The record is from RefSeq and is a predicted model, not a curated record. Lineage: Eukaryota; Metazoa; Chordata; Mammalia; Afrosoricida; Tenrecidae. Gene Ontology annotation, biological process: regulation of transcription by RNA polymerase II. Gene Ontology annotation, molecular function: RNA polymerase II cis-regulatory region sequence-specific DNA binding; DNA-binding transcription factor activity. Bases 227 to 2197 code for a protein of 656 amino acids.
CAGUGCAGGAGAACUAGUCCAGUAGUCCAGGCUGCUGGGGGCCUGGGGCAGCCAUCGCCCACAUCCGUGAAUCACAAGGAAGGACUUCCACGGCUCUAGUGUGUGGCCCCAACUCUUCAUCUGCCGCUAGCUGUCCGGAGCUCUGCGCCCACCCCCAUCCCUCUUCCUGAAGCGACUGCUGGGCUCAGAGAAGACAUUCUCUUCCUCUGGAAGCUGGAGUGAGGAAAUGGACUCAGUGGUCGUUGAGGAUGUGGCUGUGGUCUUCAGCCAGGAGGAGUGGGCUUUGCUGGAUCUCGCUCAGAGGAAACUCUACAUAGAUGUGAUGAUGGAAACCUUCAGAAAUGUGUCCUCAGUCUCUCCAAACGUUACUGAUGGAGAAAACUUAUCCAGCGAACAUAUAAUGGUACAGCUCAUGAAGACUAACACCUCCUCCUCCAUGUUAGGAAAAACCUCUGUAGCUCAUGUUCACAAAGACCAGCAGAAAGACCAGAGGAGAACUGUAAGAAACCCUACAGUAGAAAACCUCUGUGAAAGCAAUGAAGGUAAUCACUGUGGGAAAACCGUCAUCCAGAUUCCAGACCUCACUGUGUUACAAAGCAAUGCCCCCAAAGUAAGUCCUAUUGAAUGCUGUGAGUAUGGAAAUACUUUUGUGGAUCCUUCUUCACAUAAGCAUCAUAGUUCUCACACUGGAUGCAAUACCUGUCAGUAUAAAGAAUGUGGAGAAUCCUGCAGUUGUUCCUGUCACCUAAUGACUCCUGAUAUAACUCUGAAUGGAAAUACACCCCGUAAAUGUAAGGUAUGUGGGAAAGACUUCACAUGUAUCUCAACACUUAAGAUUCCUGUGACAACACUCACUGGUGAGAAACGCUAUAAAUGCAGUGAAUGUGGGAAACAUUUCUGUACUUUCUCAUCCUUUUGGACACAUGUUAGAGACCAGAAAUGUAAAGAAUGUUGUAAAACAUGCAGUCUUCCCUCAUCCCUCAUUUUACAUAAAAACUUGAAAAGCAUAGAUCUGCCCUACAAGUGCAAAGAGUGUGGUAGUGCAUUUGGGGAGCUCUCAGCCUAUACUACACAUAUAAAUGCACAUGUUGUAGGGAGGCCUCAUGAAUGUAGUCAAUGUGGGAAAAUCUUCAGGUACCUUUCAGCCCUCACUUCACAUAUAAGGAUUCACAGUGGAGAGAAGCCUUUUGAAUGUCAUCAAUGUGGUAAAACGUUUAGUGAGGCCUCUUCCCUCACAAAACAUACGAGAACGCACACGGGAGAGAGGCCCUAUGACUGUAAGGAAUGUAGUAAAUCCUUCAGAUGUUCCUCAGACCUCACUGCACAUAAAAGAACUCACAGUGGCCACAGGCCUUAUGAAUGUAAGGAAUGUGGGAAAGCCUUCAAGCAGCUCUCAGCUCUAACUAAACACAUACGGACCCACACCGGGGAGAGUCCUCAUGAAUGUAAGCAGUGUGGGAAAGCCUUUAAGUACCUGUCGUCACUGACUACACAUAUACGCACCCACAGUGGAGAGAGGCCUUAUGAGUGUAAGGAGUGUGGGAAAACCUUUAGGCAGAUCUCAGCCCUCACGACACAUAUAAGGACGCACACUGGAGAGAGACCCCAUGAAUGUAAGCAAUGUGGGAAAACAUUUAGGUACCUCUCAGCCCUCACUAUACAUAUAAGGACCCAUAGUGGAGAGAGACCUUAUGAAUGUAAGCAAUGUGGGAAAGCCUUUAGGCAGAUCUCAUCCCUCACGACGCACAUAAGGACGCACAGUGGAGAGAAGCCUUAUGAGUGUAAGGAAUGUGGGAAAGCCUUUAGGUACCACUCAUCCCUCACGACACACAUAAGGACUCACAGUACAGAGAAGCCUUAUGAGUGUAAGGAAUGUGGGAAAGCCUUUAGGCAGCUCUCAGCCCUCACGACACAUACAAGGACUCACAGUGGAGAGAGACCUUAUGAGUGUAAGGAAUGUGGGAAGGCGUUCUGGUACCUCUCAGCUCUCACUGCACAUGUAAGAACUCACAGUGGAGAGAGGCCUUAUGUGUGUAAACAGUGUGGGAAAGCCUUUAAGCAGCUCUCAGCCCUCACUCCACACAUAAGGACUCACAGUGGAGAGAGGCCUUUUGAAUGUAAUCAAUGUGGGAAAGCGUUUAUUCUGUCUUCUCACCUUUCCAGACACAUAAAAACUCACAGUGGAGAGGUCCUAUGAAAGUUAGCGAUUUGGGAAAGCCUUUAGGUGUUCCUCAGAUCUUACCACACAUAGAAUGCAGUGUAGAGAGGCCCUAUGAAUGUAAGGGAUGUGGGAGAAUCUUUAGUUUUUAAUAAUUCACAGUGGAGUGACUUUCAACAGUUGGAUGUUUCAUCCUCUUUAUUAUGAUUUCAGGAAGCAAAUUUCCAAAGACUUGAUUAAGGCACAACAUUUCUAAAUAGAUAAGAAAGCAAUAGCAAUUCAAAGGGGUCACUAGUGCUACUUUUGUCUGUGGGAGAAAUUAGGCUUGUAAGAGUGAGGCUGUUCUCAUUAGUGUUGUUAUUAGUUCACGCUACAUUUUACUUUUCUUAAAGCUCUAGCCAUUACGAAUGAAGCUGUUAGGGAAUAUCUUGACCAAAUGUGGUUUUAUAGUUUUUGACGUUUUAUUGAUGUUAUUUUGCAUACAAUAAAAUACACGAGUUUGUAUUUGGUUUAAGUGUAUAUUAUUUUGUUUCCAUAUUAGUCACAUUUCUUUCCUAUUAUAAAAUUACCUAUUUUACCUUUGUAAUUAUUAAACUCGUUAUGGAGUGAUGCUUUGAGACUGCAAAUAUUCUGCUUUUCAUUGUAUUUUGGCCUACUAGUUUUAGUGAGCUUAGAUAAUUAAUGCUUGUGAUGAUUACUGUGGUGCCUACCAGAUGUCUUCUGUUCCAAUCGUUUCUCUGUUUAUUAAGAUUCUACAAAGAAUAUAUUUUCCAUUUCUGUCUUUUAUUAUUAAAUCAUUUACACCAAUA